AUGAAUGAUUCUAUCUUCGAGAUAUCUGCUUUUGUGCAAGGCUGCAGAUCAGAUGUUAAGUAUUCUCCAUUCAUGGGAAUUGAGAAAGGAGCGGUACUUCAAGAAGCUAGAGUCUUCAAUGACCCUCAGGUUGAUCCUAGAAGAUGCUCGCAGGUCAUCACCAAGCUUCUUUAUUUGCUUAACCAAGGGGAGUCAUUCACCAAGGUUGAAGCAACCGAGGUUUUCUUUUCAGUCACAAAGCUUUUCCAAUCGAAAGACACAGGUCUGAGGAGAAUGGUCUACUUGAUCAUAAAGGAGUUAUCUCCAUCAUCGGAUGAGGUUAUCAUUGUAACUAGCUCCCUUAUGAAGGACAUGAACAGUAAAAUUGAUAUGUAUCGAGCAAAUGCUAUCCGUGUCCUCUGCCGGAUUAUAGACGGAACACUUCUCACUCAAAUUGAGCGAUACUUGAAACAAGCCAUUGUGGAUAAGAAUCCCGUUGUUUCAAGUGCAGCUUUGGUCAGUGGGCUUCACUUGCUAAAGACAAACCCAGAAAUUGUUAAAAGAUGGAGCAAUGAGGUUCAAGAAGGUAUUCAGUCCAGAUCAGCCCUCGUUCAGUUUCAUGCCCUAGCUUUGCUCCAUCAGAUACGCCAAAAUGAUCGUUUGGCUGUUAGCAAGUUGGUUGUCAGCUUGACCAGGGGAUCUGUCCGCUCUCCCUUGGCUCAGUGUCUUUUGAUACGGUACACCAGUCAGGUUAUCCGUGACAUGUCCAACCACGGUCAGUCUGGAGAACGUCCGUUCUAUGAAUUUCUGGAGAGUUGCCUGCGCCAUAAGGCAGAAAUGGUGAUCCUUGAGGCUGCCAGGGCGAUCACUGAGCUUGAUGGCGUGACAAGCCGAGAAUUGACUCCAGCAAUCACUGUUCUGCAGCUCUUUUUGAGUUCCCCCAGGCCAGUGUUGAGAUUUGCUGCUGUCCGAACUCUGAACAAGAUAACUAACUUUAUGUCCGAUAUUGCGGAUGAGUUCAAAAUUGUGGUCGUGGAAGCAAUUAGAUCGUUGUGUGUGAAAUUUCCACUGAAGUACAGAUCGUUGAUGACCUUCUUAAGCAACAUUCUUAGGGAAGAAGGUGGAUUUGAGUAUAAAAGAGCAAUAGUAGAUUCUAUUGUUACCAUUAUCAGAGAUAUCCCUGAUGCGAAGGAAAGUGGAUUGCUUCAUCUUUGUGAAUUUAUUGAAGAUUGUGAAUUCACAUAUCUUUCAACACAGAUCCUUCAUUUUCUGGGAAUUGAAGGGCCUAACACCUCAGAUCCAAGCAAGUAUAUACGAUAUAUUUAUAAUCGUGUGCAUCUGGAAAAUGCCACUGUCCGAGCUGCUGCUGUUUCGACACUGGCAAAGUUUGGGUUUAUGGUUGAAUCCUUGAAGCCCCGGAUUACCGUUCUGUUGAAGCGCUGCAUCUAUGACAGUGAUGAUGAGGUCCGUGAUAGAGCAACACUAUUUUUGAGCGUCCUUGUUGGUGAUGGUACUGUUGACACUGAUGAAGAUAGCAAGGAGUUUCUAUUUGGUUCUCUGGAAGUUCCCCUGGAUCCCUCUGAAGAAGCUUUUGAUAUCAACUCCGUGCCUAAGGAAGUAAAAUCCCAGCCCCUUGCAGAGAAGAAAGCCCAGGGUAAAAAGCCCACUGGUCUUGGUGCGCCACUAGCUGCACCUGCUUCUGGUUUUGAUGGCUAUGAAAGACUUCUCUCAUCUAUUCCAGAGUUUGCCGCCUUUGGAAAACUUUUCAAGGUUGACCCAAGCACAGGUGAAGCAGAGGAUGAUGGGGUAGAAGAUGAGUACCAGCUGGAGGAUCUAGAGGUUGUAGCUGCAGAUUACAUGGUGAAAGUGGCUGUCUCCAAUUUCAGGAACGCGUGGGAAAGCAUGGAUGAAGAUCUUGGGCACGUAGACGAAUAUGGCCUUGGCCCAAGAGAGAGUUUGGGAGAAGCUGUAAAGGCUGUCGUCGAUCUUCUUGGCAUGCAGCCUUGCGAGGGGACGGAGACAGUUCCAAGCAAUGCAAGGUCACACACUUGCUUAUUGUCAGGUGUGUACAUUGGGAACGUCAAAGUGUUGGUGAGGGCACAGUUUGGUAUGGACAGUUCAAAGGAAAUUGCAAUGAAACUUGCGGUUAGAGCUGAGGACGUCUCUGUCGCCGAGGCCAUUCACGAUCUUGUUUCCAGCGGCUAA
Messenger RNA from Thlaspi arvense, 2184 nucleotides. The record is from the annotation of a GenBank genome assembly. NCBI's taxonomy places the organism in Eukaryota, Viridiplantae, Streptophyta, Magnoliopsida, Brassicales, Brassicaceae.